Polyodon spathula (Mississippi paddlefish) is the source of this 2920-nucleotide messenger RNA. Its product is annotated as translocating chain-associated membrane protein 2-like. Gene Ontology annotation, biological process: protein insertion into ER membrane; SRP-dependent cotranslational protein targeting to membrane, translocation. The record is from RefSeq and is a predicted model, not a curated record. Gene Ontology annotation, cellular component: endoplasmic reticulum membrane. The coding region runs from base 1 to 705 and encodes 234 amino acids. The transcript is spliced from 7 exons. Lineage: Eukaryota; Metazoa; Chordata; Actinopteri; Acipenseriformes; Polyodontidae.
AUGGUGGUUCUGGUAGUGGUGAAGUUGAGAGCGGAGAUGGUGAUGGACUGCUCCACUGGGCUGGAGCGGUUUCAGGUGAAGUUUUUCUAUCUCUGUCAGCUGGCCUACUGGCUCCACGUGCUACCUGAGCUCUACUUCCAGAAAGUAAGGAAGGAGGAGACUCCGCGGCAGCUCCUGUACAUCUCUUUCUACCUGCUGCACAUCGGAGCCGCAUACCUGCUCAAUCUGACUCGACUAGGCCUAGUGCUGCUGUUCUUGCAAUACCUAUCUGAGCUUGGCUUUCACAUUGCCAGACUCUUCUACUUCACAGAUGAGAGCCAUAACAAGCUGUUCAAAGUGUGGGCAGUCGGGUUUGUCUUAACGCGUUUGUUCACACUCACUCUGUCAGUGCUGGUGGUGGGGUUCGGUCUGGCUCGCAUGGAGAAUCAAUGGCUGGACCUGGAGACUGGCAACUUUAACACCCUGCUGUUCAGGAUGACAGUUCUCCUGGUGGUCUGCCUGACGCAGGCCUGGCUCCUCUGGAGGUUCAUUCACUUCCAACUACGUCGCUGGAGAGAGUACCGGCAAGAACAGGCAGUCCGCAAAAGAGUGACUGUCAAGCAGCAGCCCAAACCUGUCAAGAGAGACGCUGGACACCAUGAAAACGGAGUGAUCAAAGCUGAAAAUGGAGCCUCCCCUCGACCCAAGAAAGUAAAGGCUCCAUAGGAAGCUGUGUUCAAGAGACUCUUGAUUUGCUGGAUAUGGAACUAAUGGAAUAGGAUCCUGGUGUUUAGCCUUGGCAGUGCUGAUUGGAUAAUAAAGACAAUGCUGGUGCUGAAUUCCUCAGAUGCAGUGCAGUAUUGGGAUCAGCCUCUCUUCCGCCUCAUUGCCCCUUACUCAAUGAUUUGCUAUCUAUUUUUCCUGUUGGUCUUGCACUGCUAUCAGCGUCACUGCCAUUGGUUUUACAGGCACUGGUCUUGAACGUCCUCUUUUUAAUAUACUGGUACCAGUGCCUUCCCUAACCAGUUUAACUUAUAUCGGUGCCUUAACUUGGCAGUUUAAUUGCCUGUCUCCGUAGAGCAGAGCUGUGGGAUUGAGCAGUUCAGUGGUUAGAAUACAGGGUUCCAGUGUAGAAGGUAGUUUUGAGUGGCUUCUGAUUCUGUGGUUACAGUAUUGGCUUGCAGUUUUGAAGUAAGUGAAUUGAGAAGUAGUGUAGGCUAAUGAACAGAGCUGAGGUAUUGAGGAUGGCUGGCUGUGAUUUGGAACUAGAAUCACCAGAGCCGCCCCCUCUAACUGCUAGGACACCAUGCUUUCCAAUCUCUCAUUUUGCAAUUGCUAAUCAACUCUGCUUCUGUCGCUUAGCCCUCAACUUUGUCAUACUGGCCUCCACUCCUUCAGCUCUAAUCACAAAUCCAUUGUCCUCCAUUACCUCUGUUUAUCAAGUGAGUAACAGCCUGUAGAGGCAGGUGCUGGUUCUGAUCAGAUACUCCAUGGGGAUUAUUAGUUGUCAUUGACAAAUAGUUGCCUCACGUUUUUUACAUUAAUUCCUAUCACAUAGUGUUAGACAUGCUUGUGCUUGUCAGAUAUACACAUGAUUAAGAUGUAUGGAAGUCUUGUACCGAGUGCUUGCACACAAAGUAAAUGCUACAGUCAUUACAUAAUUAAUAUUUUCCCAGUUAUAUUUUAAAUAUACAGUAGUUCAUUUUACAACUGAAGCACAGUAAAUUAGAGAGAAGCAAAGACUUUGUCUUUGGCUACAGCUGUGUACAGUGAAUUGCUGAACCGUUUCCUGAGGUGAAGCCAAUCUCAUUGAGAUGAUUUCUUUCUUUGAGAAGGAUGUUGGCUAAUGUUUCUAAAGUUUCAUCUUUGUGUGAAGUUGUGGAUAUCCUCAAUUAAAUAGAAGUAUCCUCAAUCACUUUUGAAUAUAUAGCAGACAGCCAAUCAUUGUGCAAGAUUCUCAUCUAAUUUGAUCAAAUUGGCUGUAAGUAUUUACUGAAGUACCAUUGAAAUUAAGAGAUAACUAAUGGGGGCAUCAAGUGUAUGAGGACAUAAUUGUCCUCCGAGUAAAUAAAAUCAGUGGAAUGUUAACUACCCAAAAAUGUAAAGAGUUUUUUUUUUUUUCUGUUCUUUGUUGUUAUUUAAUGAUAUAUAGAGGUUGCAUGAAGGAUUUUAUGCUAGUGAAUGUUGUCUUCUUUACACUCAGUGCACCUUUUAGUUAUUAUAACAGUGGGCUUAAUAGUUGUGUGCUGCUUCUGAUCUGAGUCUGACUUAAACUGAAUCAGUCAUUCACCUCAAUGACAAGUAUUCACCGCUAUUGCCAUGGACCCUUUGUGGGGUUUGUUUAUCCAAACUGUUAUUGAAGGUUAAAAGGAUCCCAAUAAAAGUGAAUAGCAGAGAGAUUCCAUGUGUUGUUUAAUCCCAAAUAUUGGCUUCUUUGGAGACCCAUUUUGAUUUAACUGAACAGUUGUGUGCUUUAAGUUUAGAUCACCUGUAGGUCUGGUUAUCAAAAGAUGUGUUGCGCGCUCUCUUUCACUAUGCCUCCCCCUCAAAUUGGCCAAACACUUUGUUCCCUGGGAUUUUCCAGGUUCAAAACUAAAUUAUGCAAGCUUUCAAAACUCAUUGUUUGUUAAGUAACUGGUUAGGCCAAGAUGUGCUCUAGUGCAAAAGCGAUAUGUAAAUCUGUCACUAUUUUUAGAUACAUUACAUCAUGGACCAAAAUGUCUAAUAAUAUUUAUGGAGAUAUAUGGAAUUAAAUCAAUCAGUCAAUCUCUCUAUCUAACUAAUCUUAGAUAAAUAGAUAGAUAUAUCUGUAAUGGCUCAUUUGUAAAAUUUGGAAAUAUGUAGAUUUACCAGUUUACCGGUCAAUGUAUAAAAAAAGGUAACACACACAUUAUAUAUAUAUAUAUAUAUAUAUAUAUAUAUAUAUAUAUAUAUAUAUAUA